Messenger RNA from Phoenix dactylifera (date palm), 1206 nucleotides. Lineage: Eukaryota; Viridiplantae; Streptophyta; Magnoliopsida; Arecales; Arecaceae. The record is from RefSeq and is a predicted model, not a curated record.
GAAUACUCUGUUUCAUCAAUAAAAAUGAGGAUUCAUAUGGCAGAAAAGAACACCAUCUCGCUUUGACUAGUCCUGAGAGCAGAAGAAAGGAUGUAAACUUGUUAGGAAUUAUGCGGACACCUAUAGCAAACAUACUAAAGAAAGUAGAGAAGGGGGGCCCGGGAAAUAUUCCCAAGCACAGCAAAAAGGUAACGCGCCAUGAAUAUGAAGUUGAGACUUCGAAUUGGAGAACUAUAACGAAGCGCCGAAAGACAAAGAGCACCGUGAUGUUUGGGGAACCAAACUCUCAGAAGGCGGUGCAUUCAAAGACCCCAAAUGCUAGCAAGGAUAUCAUGAAAAUCAGGAAGUUCUUAACUGAAGACUGUUUGACUUCAUAGUGAAGCCUUAUGAAGCAGAGAUUGCACGCAGGAUUAUGCGGUCAUCUUCAGUGUAAUCAACAUUCCAAGCUUUGGCAGGCAGGUGCGUGUAUUAGGAAUGUUAAACUGAUUCCGUAACCAAACUUUUUAAUCUGAAGCAUAUCUGUCUUCGCUUGUGUACCAAGGUGGAUUAGGUCCAUCACAGCUGUCUACCAAGGUGGAUUUUUGGUCAUAGUUAUGCCUAUAACUAUCUCUUCCUUUCAGAUUUUACUACAUUCAAGCAGGAAGUAUGAUGUUAUCUUUUCAUUCGUGGCUUACUGAUGCAGCAGUUUAUGGAGGUUCUUUCUGGAUUGUUGCUGCUCAGUAACCAUAUAUUCACGGUUCGAAGUAUUAACCUUGGAUGAAGUUUUCCUACAUUUCUGAAUAAAACUCUUGGUCACUAUAUCAUUGUGGUUCCUUUUGGUGGCAAAUAACCAGUGACAACAUUGAAAGGUGUAUUAAAUCUUCCUGGGUUUUGGGUGUUGCAAGUUGGUGGGGUUGACCCUCGGUUAUCUUCUGGAUGUUUUUCUUUCUGUGCUGCGGCUUUGCAGAAUGGAUUUCCCUCUCGAGUGAAACUGUUGAGGAGUGCUGCCUGGUUACCAAUUGUUGUGGUUCAAAUUUGGCCCGGGGGUGACCACGCCGGAGGAGUCGAGGGAGCCGCUGGUUGUUGGAAGAAGAAGACGGGGGCCAUCUCCUGCGCGACGGCGGCGGACCUGCACAAAACCUCAUCAGUAUUUCCGGUGAGGGUCCUCCGACGAUCAAGUUAGAGUAGGGUAAAUUUGGUCCAGCCAAAAGUCCCUUAGAAGUAGAG